Gadus morhua (Atlantic cod) is the source of this 2223-nucleotide messenger RNA. It is a transcript of the gene kcnj11, whose product is annotated as potassium inwardly rectifying channel subfamily J member 11. Gene Ontology annotation, cellular component: plasma membrane. NCBI's taxonomy places the organism in Eukaryota, Metazoa, Chordata, Actinopteri, Gadiformes, Gadidae. The record is from RefSeq and is a predicted model, not a curated record. The transcript has a single exon. Gene Ontology annotation, molecular function: ATP-activated inward rectifier potassium channel activity. Bases 396 to 1565 code for a protein of 389 amino acids. Gene Ontology annotation, biological process: potassium ion import across plasma membrane; regulation of monoatomic ion transmembrane transport.
GUACCCUAUCAACCAAAGGUACAACGCGGCCGCGCACUUUUUCUUUAGCAUCACAUCCUUUACUGUGAAUUCAGGUAUGGAUAUAUCUACGUUGGUUUUUAUUUAUAUGUUUUAAAUAAUCUCUUUGGGAACGGCGCGACUUUCCGGUGAUAUACAAUGGACCCGCGCCGGGGUGUUGGGAUGAGUGACAGGGACAACUGUCAUGCCAAGUGAGGGGUCUUCUGGUGGGACCAGCCGACUAACGCCUGACCUGGGGGGUUGAGGGUGAGGCGGUACAGUGAGGGGGGCGCGCAUAGCUCCAAACAUUGAGGGUGACCGACCAACUCCUCCCUGCCGUCGAUCGACUGCGAUUCGGUUUCUUCAAAGCUGAAAAGUGGGCAUAGUAUGGGAGCGCUAUGUUGUCCAGGAAAGGACUCCUUCCAGAGGACUAUUUACUGACGCGCCUGUCCGAAGAAGUCCAGCAGCCCAGCAGCAAGUUCAAGGCGAGCCAGAGGAAGGCUCGGUUCGUCGCCAAGAACGGAACUUGUAAUGUGGCCCACACGAACAUCCGCGAGCAGGGCCGCUUCCUUCAGGACGUUUUCACCACCCUCGUGGAUUUAAAAUGGGUCCACACACUGAUCAUCUUCACCAUGUCGUACCUUUGCAGUUGGCUGCUUUUUGGGAUGAUCUGGUGGCUCAUUGCCUUCGCGCACGGCGAUUUGGAUGACACAGGGGACGAGUUUAUCCCGUGCGUAACGGGCAUCCAGUCGUUCUCCUCGGCAUUCCUCCUCUCCAUAGAAAUCCAAGUCACCAUCGGUUUUGGUGGUCGGAUGGUCACAGAAGAAUGCGUGUCCGCCAUAAUUAUUCUCAUCGUCCAAAACAUCGUCGGGCUGGUGAUCAACGCCAUCAUGCUGGGUUGCAUCUUCAUGAAAACCGCGCAGGCCAAUCGGCGCGCCGAAACCCUGAUUUUCAGUAAACACGCGGUCAUCUCCAUCCGAAACAGCAAGCUGUGCUUCAUGGUCCGCAUCGGGGACCUGAGGAAAAGCAUGAUCAUCAGCGCCACCGUGCGCAUGCAGGUGGUCAAGAAGACGAGCACGAGUGAGGGCGAGGUGGUGCCUCUGGACCAGAUCGACAUCCACUUGGACAACCCAAUCGGCACGAACGGCCUCUUUCUGGUGUCCCCACUCAUCAUAUGCCACGUGAUCGAGAAAGAGAGUCCUCUAUACCAGGUGUCGGCGUCGGAUCUGCAGCACGACGACAUCGAGGUGAUCGUGGUGCUCGAGGGAGUGGUGGAGACGACGGGCAUCACCACGCAGGCGCGGACGUCGUACGUGUCGGAGGAGAUCCUGUGGGGGCAGCGUUUCGUGCCCACAGUCUCCGAGGAAGAGGGCAUGUACGCGGUGGACUACUCCAAAUUCGGCCACACCGUGCGGGUGCCGACGCCGUGCUGCAGCGCAAAGACCUUCGACGAGACUGGAGGCAUUGCGCAUUUUAAGACGAAGGAGGGCACCACCUCGAGGGCGGCGGUGAGAAAGCGGAAGCUUCUUGGCGCAGUACACAAACAGCAGAGCUUCAUCAUCAGUUAGCAACAGCUACAUUUAAAGGUGACAUAUUAUGCCACCAGGUGUGAGUGUGAUUUGCCGUUACACGCCGUUUUGAAAAUCGGCCUCUGCUGACAUGGCGUGUCCACCUAGAUGUGUGCUGGAUAGAUCCAUGGACCAAUUAAAGAGGGAUAGAUCAGUCUACAAGCCUACCCAGUGGACUGUAGCCAACGUUUCUGAUCUAUCCACCAUACACCUAGGUCGACCCGCCCACUUGUGUUGUCAGAAGAGGCAGAUUUUCAAAACGGCUUGUAAGGUUAAUCACGCUCACACCUGUUGUAUAAUACCGGUGUACCCUUUAAAGGUGUUUGGUAAAAAUUCUAUGCAUUGGAAUUUUAAUUUCAAGAAAGACUGAAAUGUACCUGGUUCUUCUGUACUUACUACUUGUAAAGAAUACACAAAGCAUGCAAACGAAUAGCACAAGAUGAUCCAAAUAUAACUACUACAAAGCCCAUUGGCUUGAUGCUGAAUUAAAGCAUGACUUUCUCUUUCUGCAUGGCAUUAUUAGCCUGCAUAGAAUGCUGUGGACUAUGAGAUGCGGCAGAUUCCAAUUGACAAUUCUACAAUGUGUAUGUUGUAAGGAAUGCGUAUCAAAGUGUUAACAUAACUGCCUCAAAUAAAGUCUAAUAUAUAUAAAAUGCCA